Oreochromis aureus is the source of this 5074-nucleotide messenger RNA. It is a transcript of the gene plxnc1, whose product is annotated as plexin C1. Gene Ontology annotation, molecular function: protein binding; semaphorin receptor activity. The transcript is spliced from 31 exons. Gene Ontology annotation, biological process: regulation of GTPase activity; semaphorin-plexin signaling pathway involved in axon guidance; regulation of cell shape. Gene Ontology annotation, cellular component: semaphorin receptor complex. Lineage: Eukaryota; Metazoa; Chordata; Actinopteri; Cichliformes; Cichlidae. The coding region runs from base 91 to 4632 and encodes 1513 amino acids. The record is from RefSeq and is a predicted model, not a curated record.
GUCUAGAGGCACUGUGUCACAGAGCAGAGUGCCAUGCAGACCUUCAGUGUAUGACGGUGUCCCAAACACAAGUAUCACUGCUGCUACAAGAUGAUCCUGCUACUCGCUCUGCUUUCUGUUCUCUGGGGAGAACGAAGUCUGUGCCUGGAAGAGGAUGGAGGCUUUACAUUUGAUGGAAACAUCCGCCAAUUCGCCAUGACCUCCAACACGGUUUACAUCGCCACAGAGGAGAGGCUGUACCAGCUGAGCCACGACCUGACUCUGAUCCACAGUCUGACUCAGAGAGGAAUCUUAAAGACCGGAAACCAGCAGGAUGAUGUGCAGUUUUACCGGGUUUCUGAUACAUUUGGGAGGAACGCAACUUUCAGCAUCAACGUGUUGUUGCCUUUCACAAAGAAUGACUCUCUGAUCAGCUGCGGUGUGACUGACGAUGACUGCGGUCACUGCGAGGUUCUGGACCUAAAGAACAUCUCCAACCUUCUGUACAGAGAACACAUCCAGGUGGGACCUUUGAAGAGCAGCAGUAGGUCUGUCAGCUUUCUGGUGGAUGUGAAGAAAACUCAGACUGGCACUUACAUUCUCACCGCGAUCCAACAAAACGAAAGCCAGUCUGAAAACAAGUGCGGUAUUAAUCAUCAGACUAUCAACCUUCAGGAUACAGAUGACAAACAGGGUGGAGGUAUAUUUUCUCUAACUGAUGGAGCUUCAGGCACACCUGGGAUCAAAAGUAAAGGUGAUGUGGAGUUUGUUGACGGGUUUCAGAUCAGUUCAACCAUCUAUCUGUUCUCCAACGUGCUCUCAGCUCAGACAAACGGAGUGCGUCUCCUUUGGCUCGAAGGUAAAAACAGCAAAACUGAUUCACUCAAGUCUCUGCGGGGCGCGACUCUCAGUGUCUCUGACAGUGAAAGCAGCAGACUCGUGGCCUCCUCGGUCAUCCCGGGGCAGCAGCCAGUGCUUUGGAGCGGCGUGUUCACUAUGGAUGGGGUAGACACCACCGAGCUCAUGGUGUUUGACAUCAGCCCUGGUGACAGCAAGGACACCGACAAAGAUCCAGACUUCUACACCUCUGUGCCAAUAGAAGUGACGCCAAAGAUCCUUAAACCACUGGCAGUCCUCUUCAGGCACAGCUACAUGACCUCUGUGCUGGCAGUGAGGCAGAGAGGCUGGAUGGUUUUCUUCAUUGGGACAGGAGAUGGGCAGCUCAUUAAGCUGUCUGUGGACAGGAAGUAUCACGCUGCCUGUCCCACGGUGCUCUACAGGACCAGUGAUGACCUCAAAGUGUUUCCCAAAUUACAUCUGGAUCCAGUGGAUCGUAAAUAUGUGUAUGUGCCAUUUAGAAACCAGAUUAAGCGAGUUCCUGUGUCAAAGUGCAGCACGUACACAAAUGUGCAGGAGUGUUGGUCUGCACAGGAUCCAUACUGUGGUUGGUGUGGCUCUAAAAGCAGCUGCACAUUUGAAGAUGACUGCACAGAUUCAGACUGGCUGUCCAUUCCUGAUGAGUCCCAACACAAAAUGAUUUCCCACAAACUUGAAAAGGACACUAACGGACAGAUUUCAUUAAAGAUCCACACACACCUGACUGUGGGCCAGGAGGCAGCAUCUAACUUCACCUGUCAGUUCUCUGCACCUUCCACUGAGCUUUGUACUCAGAAUAACCCUCCUCAACAGUUCCCACAAUGUACCUGCAUCCUCGAUACCACACUUCCUCCUGAUGGUCUGCAUGUCAUAGUAAAAUUUAGACUUGGUUCAACACAACUGUCAGAAAAACUGAGUUUGACCAACUGCUCUGACAUCAGUGGACCACCAAGUUCUGUCUUGUGUCAGCAGUGCAUCAAAGCUGGUUGUAGAUGGAACACAAACAGAUGUUCCUGGGCCGAUCAAACAGAGAUCAAUGACAGCGUUUGCCAAAAUGUGCAGUCUGGGAAGAACUUCUCUAUCCCAGAGAUCUCCUCCAUCACUCCCCGUGUGGUGUCUUUCUACGGCAGAAACCACGCAGUGCUGUCAGGUCGUAACCUCGAUGAUGUGACUGCAGUGAGGAUGCAGGCAGAUACUGACUGUACUCCAAAAGAAUCUCCUGUUUGGGACAACACUGGUUUCAGUCUGACGUUCCACAUUCCCACUUCAGACAUCAAAGGUGUGGUCAACGUAUGUCUUCUCCUCCCAGAUGGUCGUUGCCAUGGCAAAGCUAAAAUCACCUACAGCUCAUUACCAUCAUGCACCAACAUUACUCCCAGCAGCAGCUGGAUCAGUGGGAAGAGGAAGAUCACACUCACUGGGUCCCAUCUUAACUUUGUUGAAGGAGUCAUACACAGCCACGCCAUGCAUGAUGUCAGACUUCCCAGAAACAUCAGUUCCCAGAGUCUCACCUAUGAUUCACCUGAAGCUCUGAGCAUUUCUAGCAGCACUAUGUUUUUGAAAGUAGCCAAUAAAACCUUGAACUGCUCCACAAAACUCUCCUACUAUCCAGACCCUGAGUUUACCAGCUUCACAGCCACGAGGACAGGGAAAGAUGUGCGCAUCACCAUUCAGAAAAAGACAGACAAGCUGGAGAUGACAAUAGAUGAGUUAUCAAUGUGGGGCAUUCAAGACAAGCCAAAAAAUUGCACCAUGGAAGCCAAAGAAACCAGUAACAACACUGACUCUUUCACCUGUGAGAUUGAAAGCUCAACCAACCCUGAAUUUCAACAAUUAUUGAUAAAAUACGGAGACAAAUCUGUCAAACUGGAAAAUAAAGAUGAAUCUGCAGUUUAUUAUUUUCUGAUGCCGAUCCUUGUCCUGCUACUGACACCAGCCAUUAUUAUUGCAGUGGUGUUAUUCUACAAAAGACAACAGCAGAGGCUCGCUGAUAAGAUGAACAAGUUUGUGGAAGACCUCGAGCUCAACAUCAGGAAUGACAUCAGACAAGGUUUUGUGGAGUUGCAGACAGAAAAUGCUGAUCUACUGGAAAAUGUUGGAACAAUUCCUUUCCUGGAUUUCAAGCACUUUGCCUCCAGAAUCUUUUUUCCUGAGAAUGAAUCUUUGAUGGAAUCCUGUAUCAAAGACAUCAGUCAGGAUGUGGUGAAGAUUCAGCUUGAUGAGUGUUGCCAAGGUUUGUCCAGGCUGAUCCAGGACCAGCUCUUCCUCACCUCCAUGGUGCAUGCUCUCGAGGAAGAGAAGAGUUUCACCAUCAAAGACAAAUGUGCAGUAGCGUCUCUGCUCACUGUAGCACUCCACAGCAACUUGUCAUACCUGACGGAGGUGAUGGAGGUUCUGCUCAAGGAUCUUAUGCAAAAGAGCAGCAACACUCAGCCCAAGCUGUUACUCCGACGCACUGAGUCUACAGUGGAGAAGCUGCUCACCAACUGGAUGUCCAUCUGCCUCUACGGCUUCCUUCGGGAAACUGUUGGCCAGCACCUGUUCCUGAUGGUUAGCGCCCUCACACAGCAGAUUGCAAAAGGCCCAGUGGAUUGUGUCACAGAGAAAGCUCUGUACACGCUCAACGAGGACUGGCUGCUGUGGCAGGCUCAGGACUUCAGCUCGCUGAAGCUCAAAGUGCUGUUUGCUGUGGGCACUGACGGGGAGGUGAGUGAGCCUCUGGAGGUCAACGCCCUCGACUGUGAUACAGUGGAGCAGGUCAAAGAGAAAAUUCUGUCCAGCUUCAAGGCCAAGUUUGGUUUCCCCUACAACAUUCCCCUGAGGGAUGUUUGCAUAGAGUAUGAGAAGAAUGGAUUAUUCUUUCCUCUUGAGGAAGUAGAUGCAAGCUCAGAGGUUAUUGGGGAGGUGACAAUGCUCAACACACUCAAACACUACAAGGUUAAUGAUGGCGGGACAAUCAAAGUGCUAUCUAAGAAAACUCAUCCUCCUCUGAGCCCACAAGGAAGUGUGAAAGAUGACGAGAACUUCUCGGGAAAAUACUUCCAUUUGAUCGAUCCUGAUGUAGAUGAAGAUCAAACAAAGAACCCAGAGAGGAAGAAGUUAAAGCUAAAGGAAGUACACCUCACCAAGCUGCUCUCUACCAAGGUGGCAGUACAUUCAUUUGUGGAGAAACUCUUCAGGUCCAUCUGGGGCCUCACACUCAGCAGAUCUCCGUUUGCUGUCAAGUACUUCUUUGACUUUUUGGACACUCAGGCAGAAAACAUGAAGAUCACUGACCCAGAUGUACUGCACAUCUGGAAGACCAACAGUUUACCGCUGCGCUUCUGGAUCAACAUUCUGAAAAACCCUCAGUUUGUUUUUGACAUGGAGAAGACGCCACAUUUGGACGGCUGCCUGUCCGUCAUUGCUCAGGCCUUCAUGGACUCCUUUUCUCUGAGUGAGAUGCAGCUGGGGAAGUAUGCGCCUACCAACAAGCUCCUCUAUGCCAAAGACAUUCCCAAGUUUAAACAGGAAGUGAAGAUGUACUACAAACAGAUAAGAGACCAGUCACCAGUCACGCCCGCAGAAUUCAAGGAUUUCCUGCAUGAAGAGUCAAAGAAACACGAAAAUGAAUUCAAUGAAGCAGCAGCGCUCAAAGAACUAUACAAAUUCAUAGAGCGAUACUUCACAGAGAUCAAGCAGAAACUGGACGAGAACGGAGUCCCUGCUGAGCUGAAGGAGCAGCUACAACAUGUAAAGCAAUCAUUUGAUGGACUGAAAAGCUGCUCCUGGAGUUGAACCAUCUGUCCUUUCUCUAAUAGGAAUAAGCUGUGAAUAUCAAGCAACAGUGUGAACCUCACAGAGGAUGUUUCGUUUACUGAAAGUUUUUUGUAUCUGAUGGACUUUCACUUUCUUCACAAGUGGAGUAAUUGUUGUUAAAACAACUCAUAACCCCAAAUGCACAAUGAUUCCAGCCAAAGACAUGUCAGACACAAGGUUAAUGUACAAAUAUUUUAAUACAGUUCAAGUCUGUAUCAUCAUUGUGCAAUGUAGUCCGUAGUGUCAUAUGUAUGACUCCUCUGUAUUUUUCCCUCAACACAAUGGCUUUAUAACAAAUGUAAACAAGAUUCUUAUUACAAAAUCCAGCCCUGAGGAUAUCAUGUGAAAAGGUGCCAAGGCAUCACAUUUUAGACAUAUAAAAUGUGGAAUUCUUCCAAUAAAUGUUUUAUUUUUAUAAAAA